CAUUGAAUAUGAAGAAACAGCAAGAGGGGUUAAGAUUUAUAAAAAAGUAACUUCUUUUGGUGUUGUUGGUUGCACUUGCCCCGCUUGUGAACUAACCGAAAUAAAAAAUCAAGAGUUAAUCCAAGAACUAACUGCUAGGAUUAAUAGCCAAAGAUUAACUGAACAACAAAUGAGAGUCAUUCAAGAAGAGAUAAAUGAAAAACUAGAAGAAGAA
Molecule: messenger RNA, 214 nt
Organism: Racocetra persica
Lineage: Eukaryota; Fungi; Glomeromycota; Glomeromycetes; Diversisporales; Gigasporaceae
Source: the annotation of a GenBank genome assembly